UCCGCACCGCCACGCCGUGACGUUGGGCUCUACAUCCCCCCGCUCUCCACCGCUGUGUGCGUGCUUACGUGCGUUCCUGUGUGUUGUCAACCCCCUCUUGUGGACCCUCUGCCCUUCCGCGACGCCUUGUGCCCGGAAUUAAUCGUGAACUGUGUGUGUGUCGUGUUACGUAGCACCCUGGAGCGGCGAGUGUCUGUGUUUGUUUACAUGCGAGUGCCAAGCAUGAGCUCUCAUGGGACUUGAGGAACCGCUCUUCGUGAACCUGGGACAUAUACUCACCCUUCGCCGCUCAUCCUGGGGGAGUCUGCCGUGCUCUACGGAAUCAGGAAGCUGACACAAGCACACUCGGAUCACCUCUGCUGCCAGCCUGACGCGCUCACCAACACACGCACAAGAUAUUCAGGAGAAGACACAGUCUGAGGAAUCCCUGUCAGCCCCGUCACCCCGGACUCACCAUGACCGUCUUUCGGGACUACCACAACCUCGUGCAAAAGCCUCGUGAAUCCUACGAUGCUUCAUCUGACAACGCUUCCGCCAAGAAGUGUCUUGACAACCCCCCCCGGAACCCCAAUCCCCCGAUGCUGCUCGAGGUCAUCCUUGCAGAAUUCGAUGGGACAACAGUUCUGUGUCGCGUGUGUGGCGACAAGGCUUCAGGCUUCCACUAUGGAGUGCACUCCUGCGAGGGCUGCAAGGGAUUCUUCCGCCGCAGCAUCCAGCAGAAGAUCCAGUACCGCCCCUGCACCAAGAACCAGCAGUGCUCCAUCCUGCGGAUCAACAGGAACCGGUGCCAGUACUGUCGCCUGAAGAAAUGCAUCGCCGUUGGCAUGUCUAGAGAUGCCGUGCGCUUCGGGCGGGUGCCCAAGCGAGAGAAGGCCAAGAUCUUGGCAGCCAUGCAGAGUGUGAACGCCAGGUCACAGGAGAGGGCAGUGUUGGCUGAGCUGGAAGACAACACCAGAGUCACCGCCGCCAUCAUUCGCGCCCACAUGGACACCUGUGACUUCACCCGCGACAAGGUGGCACCCAUGCUGCAGCAGGCUCGCGCCCAGCCAUCCUUCACACAGUGCCCGCCGACCCUGGCGUGCCCACUGAACCCCAUCCUUCCUCAAGCGUGCCCACUGAACCCCAGGCCAGUGCCCCUCCACGGCCAGCAGGAACUUGUACAGGACUUCAGCGAGCGCUUCUCACCAGCCAUCCGCGGUGUCGUGGAGUUUGCCAAGCGCUUGCCUGGGUUCCAGCAACUGCCACAGGAGGAUCAGGUCACGCUGCUCAAGGCGGGAGUGUUUGAGGUGCUGCUGGUGCGCCUGGCAGCCAUGUUCGACGCCCGUUCCAACACCAUGCUGUGCCUCAACGGGCAGCUGCUGCGUCGCGAGGCUCUGCACACGUCAGUCAACGCACGCUUCUUGGUGGACUCCAUGUUCGACUUUGCUGAGCGCCUGAACAGCCUGUGCCUCAGUGACGCAGAGCUCGCACUCUUCUGCGCCGUGGUCGUUCUUGCUCCCGACAGACCAGGUCUUCGCAACGCAGAGCUUGUGGAGCGCGUGCAGAGGCACCUUGUGAACUGCCUUCAAACUGUGGUAUCCAAACACCACCCAGAGAACCCCAGUCUGCAUCGCGAGCUGUUGGCCAAGAUCCCUGACCUGCGCACACUCAACACGCUACACUCUGAAAAGCUACUCAAGUACAAGAUGACUGAGCACACAGCAGCCACAUCAGGACCCUGGGACGACUCACGGUCUUCCUGGAGCAUGGAGCAGGAGAGCAGCGUUGGCUCCCCAUCCUCCUCCUGUGCUGCAGAUGAAGCCAUGCGCUCUCCAGUCUCCUGCUCAGAGUCUAUGUAUUCUGGGGAAUCUGCAAGUUCCGGUGAAUCCCUAUGCGGCAGCGAAGUGUCUGGCUACACAGAGCUGCGCCCACCCUUCCCGCUGGCCCGCCGCCGCCACGACAAUUCCGAGGGCGCCUCCUCCGGUGACGAGGCCACAGAGUCACCCCUCAAGUGCCCCUUCAGCAAAAGAAAAUCCGAUAGUCCGGACGAUUCAGGCAUCGAAAGUGGAACAGACCGCAGCGACAAGCUCUCCUCGCCAUCAGUCUGCUCGUCCCCACGUUCGUCAAUCGACGAGAAGAGUGAGGAGGACCGCGAGGAGGACAUGUCUGUGCUGCGCCGCGCCCUGCAGGCUCCCCCCAUCAUCAACACAGACCUGCUCAUGGAGGAGGCUUACAAGCCCCACAAGAAGUUCCGUGCUUUGCGUCGGGAAGAGGAGCCCCAUUCCUCCCAGCCCACCCCUUCCCUGCUGGCUCAGACCCUGGCCCAGCCUCCCCAAAGCUCCUCCUCCCUCGCCGCCACCCACUCCACCCUGGCCUCCACUCUGUGCAGCCCCAGCUUGGCCGCCUCUCACUCCACCCUCGCCAGAACUCUGCUAGAAGGCUCAAAGAUCUCUGAAGACACCAUGCGACGAGCUGAUCUCCUGCACUCCAUGAUUAUGCGCAACGAGGUCCGAGAACGGUUACCAUCUGGGUCCCGAGUGUCCCCAGCCCCAUAUUACAUCCCACAACCCGCCAUGGAUCGCCUGCAACUUCCAGCCUCAUCAUGGUCGUGCCCAUCUUCGAGGGGUGCCAGCAGCAGUAGCAGCGGAAGUAUGAGUCCUAUGCAGCCCACCGUCACGGCCCAGCCGCGUGUCCAUCUUCUCACAACACCCACUCCGUCACGCUACUACGAGCCCAGGAUGUCGACAACGCCAGUGGGCCUCGGGGCGCAGCCUUCACCAUCUCCAGACGCACCUGCCCCGUCGCCAUCACAGGGCAUGGAGAUCCAACAUACUGGCAUGGGCGCUCAGCCCCACCAGAGAUCGUCCUCAUCGCCCAUGGUCGAACUUCAGGUCGAUAUUGCAGACUCGCAGCCGCUCAACCUUUCCAAAAAGACGCCGCCCCCAACCCCCCAGGAGUUCAUUUUGGAAGCGUAAUGUAGGGUUGGGCAACGCUUACCCGAGUACAAAGCCACUAUGUGGCCCGAUAUUCUCACUCUCAGGCGGACUGAUGGAAGAAGAUUAAGCGAGGAGCAGAAGAAGCGGUGGCAAUCAGAGAGACAAAGAAGAGAAUUUUUUACAAUUGGAAGAGCGCAAGCAGCCGCCGCAGUGUGCGAGAGGGUCCUGGAGCACGCGGUGACGCGGUGCCCGACUCGGCAACGGAGAUUGUAGAAGGGGUGGCGCCGCCUGCUCCCGACCCGCCCGCACAGCAGCACGUCGUGUACAGGGGGCGGGCGUCAGUCUAAACCCGCCCGCUUACUCGGGCCGCCUCAGGUGGCCCUGAAACUGGCUGCCCGCCCCACCCAGCUUGUGAGGCGGGAGGCACAAGUCCCCGCCGGGCGAGAGCCUAGUGAUGUACCUAGUUCAGUAUUCAUCGCCUCAUGCUGCCUCACCCUCAUGAGUCUCACCCUCGUGGACCAGAGUCACCCUCAUUUCUCAUCGCUCAUCACUCAUUGCUAGAUCUCGAUGUCAUUAUUAUUAUUUAGCCGUGUCUGGCGAACUGUUUGUUAUGCCGUCAUCUUUAUUAUUAUUGUCAAUAUUAUUAUUGCCAUUGCAUCAUGCUAGUUCUUACUGUAAUCUUAUGAACAUAAGUUUGUCAUAACAAAUAGUUCCACCGUGUGCUUGUAUGUACAUUUUUGUAAUAUUUGGGAGUUCAAAUUUUGAGUCUUAAAAUAAAUGUGCAAAGAAAUA
Molecule: messenger RNA, 3707 nt
Organism: Eriocheir sinensis (Chinese mitten crab)
Lineage: Eukaryota; Metazoa; Arthropoda; Malacostraca; Decapoda; Varunidae
Gene: Eip75B
Product: nuclear hormone receptor E75-like
Exons: 5
Coding region: 456-2954 (832 amino acids)
Biological process (GO): positive regulation of transcription by RNA polymerase II; negative regulation of transcription by RNA polymerase II; hormone-mediated signaling pathway
Molecular function (GO): nuclear receptor activity; zinc ion binding; RNA polymerase II cis-regulatory region sequence-specific DNA binding
Source: RefSeq, a predicted model, not a curated record